Molecule: messenger RNA, 1869 nt
Organism: Agrilus planipennis (emerald ash borer)
Lineage: Eukaryota; Metazoa; Arthropoda; Insecta; Coleoptera; Buprestidae
Product: UDP-glucuronic acid decarboxylase 1
Exons: 7
Coding region: 321-1568 (415 amino acids)
Biological process (GO): D-xylose metabolic process
Cellular component (GO): cytoplasm
Molecular function (GO): UDP-glucuronate decarboxylase activity; NAD+ binding
Source: RefSeq, a predicted model, not a curated record
GUAUAUAAAUUUAAACGAGCAUGGUUCAAAGCAGUUCUGAGUAGUUCUAAAUGUAAUAAAUAUUGUAAGUGCAUUUGCAGGUGUAAAUUAUUAUACGAAAUUGUAUAAUAAAAUUAUAACUAACUGAAUAAUGGUGGUAAAGUGUGGCAAAUAAAAAUUCACAAGGAUUUGUGCAGUUUAAAAUAGUGGAUUAAAGGGGGCUUUUAUUGUUUAUUUCAACUGUCUCCUCCAAACAGACAUAUUUUAUAUAAUAAAAAACGUUCAUACAUAUACAGAUGAAUUAUUUAAAGUAGAAAUUGUAAAAUGCUAAAAAAUAAAGUAUGUCGUUAUCUCCAUGGAAAACCAAAAAAACAUUUAUUUGUAUAACUACUUUAGUGAUAGUAUGUAUGUUGUAUAUUAAGUAUUGUGAUAAUACUGAUAACACAGCUAAUGAAUCGUUACAUCUAAAGGACAUAAAGGGAAGAAAUGAUAUAAUAAAGCAUGAUUUGGAAGAAACUGCAUUCAAAAUAAAUAAUCUCAAAGAAAAAAUUAAAAUUCUUGAGUCUCGGAUGCCAAAACAUUACCCAGAAGUUAGAUUUUUGAACUAUGUUCAUAAGAAACGAAUACUUAUAACAGGAGGAGCAGGAUUUGUUGGAUCCCACCUAGUGGACAGAUUAAUGUUACAAGGUCAUGAAGUAAUUGUGGUUGAUAACUUCUUUACUGGUCGCAAAUUAAAUGUUGAGCAAUGGAUAGGUCACAUGAAUUUUGAACUCAUCCAUCAUGAUAUUAUAAAUCCUUUAUACAUAGAAGUGGAUGAAAUUUAUCAUUUGGCUAGUCCUGCCAGUCCUCCCCAUUAUAUGAAGAACCCUGUAAAAACAAUAAAAACCAAUACUCUUGGUACAAUAAAUAUUCUUGGUUUAGCAAGAAGACUUGGUGCUAGAGUACUAAUUGCCAGUACAUCAGAAGUUUAUGGAGAUCCUGAUAUUCAUCCUCAACCAGAAACAUAUUGGGGACAUGUCAAUCCUAUUGGACCAAGAGCAUGUUAUGAUGAAGGAAAACGUAUUUCUGAAACAUUGGCUUAUGCUUAUGCCAAGCAAGAAAAUAUGUCCAUAAGAGUAGCUAGAAUAUUUAACACUUACGGCCCCAGAAUGCAUAUGAAUGAUGGAAGAGUUGUAUCAAAUUUUAUAUUACAGGCACUUCAAAAUGACGUUAUAACAGUUUAUGGCUCAGGUGAACAAACUCGGUCGUUUCAAUUUAUUUCAGACUUAGUAGAUGGGUUAAUCCUGUUGAUGAAUUCUAAUUAUACCCUUCCAGUAAACCUCGGAAAUCCUAUUGAACACACAAUUAAUGAGUUUGCUACAAUAAUAAAGGAAUUAGUAGGAGGGAGAAGUACUAUUCAACAUGUGACAGAAGUAGAAGACGAUCCUCAACGAAGACGGCCUGAUAUAACUCGUGCCAAGACUGUUUUAAAUUGGGAACCAAAGGUUCCACUGAACGAAGGUCUCCAAAAGACUGUAGAUUAUUUUAAGAAAGAACUUAAACAAUUCAAUUAUUCGCAAAGGAGCAAAAUUAGUGUAGAGAAUCCUUAAGUAGUAUUAAAUUUAUUAUUUCCAGCUUAUAAAAAAUAGUAAAUUAAUAUAUAUUUUUCAAAGUAUACGUAAGUUGCUCAGUUAUUUCAAUAGAUUUUUGUUAAGUUAGAGAAAUGUAAAGUUUUGCAGUUACGAAUAUUUACAUUUAUUUAAGAUGUGAUAAAAUAGUGUUCCUUUUUAUUAUUUUUCAUAUUUGUUUGUGUACAAGAUGCCAUAUCAUUGGUUUUCUUCUUACAUUGAUAUUUCUUUGAUAUUUAUAUUAUAUGAUGUAUAUAGUGUAAAUGUACAGUAUCUAAUUUAA